GGAACCGCUGGCUGUGUUUUUUUUUUUUUUUUGGAUGCGGUCCACGGUGCUGCUACAUGAUGAACAGAGACAGGAGCUGCUAGAGGAGCAAUCCGCAUCACUGACUAUCUGAUUUACACCGAGCAGGAAGCAACAGACACUUUACAGAAACAAACAACACAAUCACUUUAAACAUGGACACAAAACAGACCAUUAAUUUCGGUGCUGGACCUGCAAAACUACCACAGUCUGUGCUGUUCCAGGCCCAGAAAGAACUGCUGGACUACAAUGGCAGCGGAAUCAGUGUCCUGGAGAUGAGCCAUCGGUCGUCAGACUUCACCAAGAUCAUGAACACAACAGAAAACCUGUUACGGGAGCUACUGAGUAUCCCAGACAACUACAAAGUCCUGUUCCUCCAGGGGGGCGGGACGGGCCAGUUUAGUGCCGUCCCCCUCAAUCUGAUUGGUAUAAAGGAGGACAGGUGUGCUGAUUACCUAGUGACGGGCACCUGGUCGUCCAAUGCUGCCAAGGAAGCUGAGAAAUACGGCAAGGUCAACGUGGUUCACCCCAAACUGGACACCUACACCAAGAUCCCUGACCCUAGCAGUUGGUCGUUGACCCCUGGAUCGUCCUACGUGUAUUACUGCUGCAACGAGACAGUGCACGGCGUGGAGUACAACUUCACCCCCGAAACCCACGGAGCCGUCCUGGUCUCUGACAUGUCAUCUAACUUCCUGUCCCGACCCGUCGACGUUUCCAAGUUUGGGCUGAUCUUCGCUGGGGCUCAGAAGAACGUGGGCUGUGCUGGUGUUGCUGUGGUGAUCGUGAGAGAGGAUCUCAUUGGCCACGCCCUGACGGAGUGUCCCAUUGUCCUUAACUACCAAGUGCAGGCUCAGAACAACUCCCUGUACAACACACCAGCCUGCUUCAGUAUCUACAUCAUGAGUCUGGUUCUGGAGUGGAUCAAGAACAACGGAGGUGUUGACGGCAUGGAAACGCUUAACAAGAAGAAAUCCAGUAUGAUCUAUGACAUCAUCAACUCCUCCAACCACUUCUACACGUGUCCGGUGGACGUGGCGUGUCGUAGUCGUAUGAACGUUCCGUUCCGCGUGGGGAAGAAACAGGGUGACGAAACUCUGGAGAAGGAGUUCCUGGAUGGAGCCUCCAAACUGGGGAUGAUCUCGCUGAAAGGACACAGGUCAGUGGGAGGAAUACGCGCGUCUCUCUACAACGCUGUGUCAGUGGAAGACGUUCAGGCUCUGGCCAAUUACAUGAAGGAGUUCCUUAAGGAGCAUCAAUAGGAGAAGGCCAUAAAGCAUGCUGGACCAAUCAGAGCAGGCUAUGCUGUUGGAUCUGUGGGACCAGGGUUCAGUAAGGUGAAACGUUCACAACGUUACAGAUGGAGAUGCACUGAAUAGACCUGACAGCCAAUCAUAUUAUUACAUGACAGCCAAUCAAAUCAAAUUAUAUUAGUUACAUGUGCCGAAUACAACAGGUGUAGACCUUAUUGUGAAAUGCUUACUUACAAGCCCUUAACCAACAAUGCAGUUAAAAAAAAAUAUGGGUAAUAAUAAGAAAUAAUACUAACAAGUAAUUUAAGGGCAGCAGUGUAUAUGAUGUAUGGGAUACAUUUCUGUCUGACUGUUUUGUAACAUGGAACUUUCCUGAACAUGACCCCAAACUGACCCCAGACCAGUUCAGCUCACUGACCCCAGACCAGUUCAGCUCACUGACCCCAGACCAGCUCAACACACUGACCCCAGACCAGCUCAACACACUGACCCCAGACCAGCUCAACACACUGACCCCAGACCAGCUCAACACACUGACCCCAGACCAGCUCAACACACUGACCCCAGACCAGCUCAACACACUGACCCCAGACCAGCUCAACACACUGACCCCAGACCAGCUCAACACACUGACCCCAGACCAGCUCAACACACUGACCCCAGACCAGCUCAACACACUGACCCCAGACCAGCUCAACACACUGACCCCAGACCAGCUCAACACACUGACCCCAGACCAGUUCAACACACUGACCCCAGACUGUGGUGUUACUAGUAGUAGAGUCCAUGGGUUCAGGGUGCCAUUUGGGUCAGACACCAUAGUGGAUAUAGCUGUGGUGAGGUGCACUUUUUUACCAGAGUGUUAGAAAGGUAAUGUUACAACGCCUUAACCUUUUUGAUAUUGUCUCUCCUGUCGCUUGUUAACUCUAGCUGUAUCAAGUUAGUGGAUUUACUGUAGACGAUCCAAGGGCAUUUAUUUACAUGGAUAAAUGUUAUAUCUGUUUUUCUGUCUAAAGUGUUGACAUUCCAUUAAAAACUAACUCUGUAACUUG
This is a messenger RNA of Salmo salar (Atlantic salmon), 2323 nucleotides long. It is a transcript of the gene psat1, whose product is annotated as phosphoserine aminotransferase 1. Gene Ontology annotation, biological process: L-serine biosynthetic process. Gene Ontology annotation, molecular function: O-phospho-L-serine:2-oxoglutarate transaminase activity; pyridoxal phosphate binding. The record is from RefSeq and is a predicted model, not a curated record. Gene Ontology annotation, cellular component: cytoplasm. NCBI's taxonomy places the organism in Eukaryota, Metazoa, Chordata, Actinopteri, Salmoniformes, Salmonidae.